GGCCGGGAGCGGCCUCGGGGGGCCGGUGCAAGGCUCCCCGGGGUCUGUGCCGACGGGGGCGGGAGGCGGCCCGCGGUUGCGUCACCGUGAGGGGGGACCGGGCUGGGACUCGCUUCCGGUGUCCCCAGCAGCUUCCUUGAAGCUGUUUCCGGCGCGCCCCGGAGGCACUUGGUGGUGGCGGCGGGGAGCGGAGAUGGCGGCGCCCGGGACCCCAGUCACCGUGACCGUCACCUACAGGACCAAAACCAUUCCCCAGAGCUCUUGAUCUACUUCUCCCAAUCUCAGGUAAUGAAAAACAUACUGUUCAGAUAGCUUCUCAUCAGGAAGACAGUGAACCAACACUACAAGACAUGGCUCUGCUUAUUGAACAGGUCACUGGGGUUCCAGUUCCUUUUCAAAAACUGAUAUGCAAAGGAAAGUCCCUGAAGGAAAUGGAACAGCCAUUAUCAGCACUCGGAGUUAAAAAUGGUUGUAAAGUCAUGCUGAUUGGGAAAAGGAAUAGUCCAGAGGAAGAGGCAGAAUUAAAGAAAUUAAAAGAUUUUGAGAAGUCAGUGGAACAAAUUGCUAACAAAUUGGAGGAAAUUAAUAAAGAGUUCACAGGUAUCCAAAAGGGCUUUCUAGCAAAAGAUCUUCAAGCUGAAGCUCUUAACCACCUGGAUAAGAGGAUAAAAGGAACUGCUGAGCAGUUCAUGAAGAUCCUGGAACAGAUAGACGCCAUUAAUCUGCCAGAGAAUUUCAGUGAUUGCAAACUGAAAAAGAAGGGGUUGGUGAAAAAAGUUCAGGCUUUUCUUGCCCAGUGUGACACAGUUGAAGGAAGUAUUGGUCAAGAAAUGGAUAAGCUACAAUCAAAGAACUUGGCACUGGCAGAAUGAGGCAUCACUCUCAAUAAAUAGGAGAAAUAAUUGCUCUGUGAGCAAGAAGAAAAGUUUGCUCUUUGUUUUGGAGCACAUAUUCAGCUGCUUCUUUUUUUUAAAGCCCAGUCUGUUUAGACUGGUACUUGUCAAUCAUUACUUGCUGGUUGUCACAUUUACCACUCACUCAGAGCUCUUCUUUUCAAAAGAAAACAAUCCUCCCUGAAGAAAUACAGAAAUGUCUUUGUGGGGGAUGGUUAUGCAUGUUUUAGUUAAUGAAAUACUACAGCACAUUAUACAGUUCCGAGAGGUGGGCAACUCUGGACCAUUAUUUUCUUUUUACAAAGACACUGUUGUUAACUUGUUUGUUUUUCUCUACUCUCACAUUUUCCACUAUGUUAUCAAAAUUAUUUGCAGUUCAAAAGAUAAGUUUGGAAAACCAUACAAGUGACAUAGGUUGCAGCUGUAGGACUUUAGCUUGACUAAAAAAGCCAGGUUGAUACAAUAGUUGAGACAUCUAGCAUUUUAGUAGAACAUUUAGAGCAAUAAAUAGUAUCACACAUCUAUACCUAUUUAACACUUGUGUGUGUUCAUAAGUAUAGGAAAACUUGACUACAAUGGAAGUUGUAACUAUUUUAGCCUUAAACUGUCUGGGUAAAUGGAACUACUGUAAAAUGUAUGGUACUUAAUUUAACUAGUUUUUAAAUUUCAGUGAACACCUUGGCACUUUUUUCAUUAUACAUAUUUCUGAUAUACUGUUUAUAUAGCAUGUAUUUGUUUUCUGUGGUAUACUCUCUCUUUGAGUAAUGGUGUGAAAUGGAACAGGAUAAUUCAUACUGCUUAUACAGGAAGUGGUCAAUCCAAUCAAGCUCUGAGAAUGGAGCUAUUUUAUCAGAGUAUUUUUUGACUAUGUGUUUCACUGAGUUACUGCAAUUUACAGAUAAAUUGCAAUUGAUCAUUUCUUUUCCCUUGAGAGUUAGCGGAUGAAUAUUUAUUAAUCUAUAAUGUGUAUUACAAAGUGAAAUUUGAAAACAGAUGUUAAAAAAUGUCCUGCCAUUGUUAGCAACUCCAUAAUGAGAGCUGCCAUUUCACUGCUACUUCUGCUAGGAAAGAAUUAAUCAAUAAGCACUUGCUUUGGUGACAAGCCGGGAACCCUCAACUCACAUUAGACUCUGUGGAAGUUAAGGGUGUUCUGGAUCACUUGUCAACUAAGUGCAUGAGAAUCUUUGUGUUUUUAUAAGUGUUUUAAGGUAAGUUCUCUUUACCAGAAAAAAAUUGCAAAAUGUAAGUGUUGAUCAUAUUUCAAUAAAGUUAAAUAAUUCCUAAUAAAAUAAUGGACCUCAAAAUAGUGACAGUCCUCCCAACAUUUCUCCUGCAGUCAUAAUCAGAGGAGAACUUCCAGAGUGUUGCAAUCUGUUAUCUGGGCAGUGUAGUAGCUCUGUUUCUUUUUAAAAAUUGGUAGUUUUUGUUGUAAAGAAAGUUUUAAAAAAUUAGUUGUUCUGUUUUACCAAAUAUAACUAGAUGAAGUAACUAUAUUUUCAGGUAAAUUGCACUUUUCUGUUAAAUUGCAGUAUUCCUUUAAAGUUGUAAUAGUUUUCAGUAUUACACCCACUUGUCAGGGCCUGUAAAAGUCUGCAGUAGGCUGAAACUUGACAGACAAGCUCUUGGCUUAAAAUGAAUUUAUUUUGUUUCUCAUUACAAAUUUUUAGAAAGAGCUGUUUUUAAGAUAGGAAAUAAUUAUAUUUGUGGUUAUACGUGAUGUGAUGCCAGCUUUAAGUGCCUAGCACUAUGGUCAUGCUCUGUGUGCCUGGGACUGCAAUACUAUUGAGAGGAGCAGAGUUAUAUUCAUUUCAGUGAUGCCCCAGUUCAGUGCAGCAAAUGCUGCUUCUGGGCCAGAUCCUGCUCCAUUUAAUCCAAUGGCAAAACUCCCACUGAAUUCAAUGGGUGCAGGAUCAGCCUCUUAUCAAGUGAGGAAUUAGUCAUCACCUGUUUUACAUGUAAACAUGUAUUACAUUUAGUAAACUUUCAGGAGCGUGUGUAGCAUAGAAGGGUUUCCCUCUUCCAUGUGAGCAGAGCUGGGCAGGUCAGGUUAGAUAUAACUGCUGCUCCUUAGUAGUUCUUUAUCCUGAGAAAAAACAGUGCAGUCUUUGUGGUAUUUAUGAGUGGUCAUCACGGUUGAUAUAGGCAAAGACUUUCAGUUAAUGUAAUAAAAGUGAAACCUAUUAAGAUUGCA
This is a messenger RNA of Gopherus evgoodei (Goodes thornscrub tortoise), 3084 nucleotides long. It is a transcript of the gene BAG1, whose product is annotated as BCL2 associated athanogene 1. Gene Ontology annotation, cellular component: membrane; cytosol; nucleus. Lineage: Eukaryota; Metazoa; Chordata; Testudines; Testudinidae. The transcript has 8 exons. Gene Ontology annotation, molecular function: adenyl-nucleotide exchange factor activity; protein-folding chaperone binding. The coding region runs from base 351 to 872 and encodes 173 amino acids. The record is from RefSeq and is a predicted model, not a curated record. Gene Ontology annotation, biological process: protein stabilization.